Molecule: messenger RNA, 895 nt
Organism: Metopolophium dirhodum (rose-grain aphid)
Lineage: Eukaryota; Metazoa; Arthropoda; Insecta; Hemiptera; Aphididae
Exons: 5
Coding region: 103-777 (224 amino acids)
Source: RefSeq, a predicted model, not a curated record
ACACGCAUCAUAUAUGAAAGCAACCUUUUCUGGUAUAAAAAGCCCUCGCCGAGGUCCUCAGAUGUGUAUUGUGACUUUAGGACAUCGUCGUCGAUACACAAGAUGAAUAAGACGAUUCUAUCAGUCGUAGUUGGCGUUGUGUUCUUCUUGGCUCUUUCACAUUCGAAUGCAAACGUGUGCACGAUUUCGGAAAAUAACUUAAAUGUUUAUCGAAAAACAUCAAAUAAGGAAUUGGUGACGAUUUCAAACGAGACCGAUCAAUGCAGAUAUAAUCCUAUAGACAACUAUUACAUUAGAGACACGUACAGGACUAGAAAUUUGAACAUAAGAUCCGAGAGACGUACGAUUCGCGUGGAUGGGAAAGAACAAGAACGUAGAGUUUGGGUUAGAAUUGACGAUAUCAGAAAGGGCAGGUUGACAAGAUCGGAAUCAUUGCCAAACAUCCGUCGUGAACAAGUUCGGAAUGCAAGAGAGAGAGACAUUGACUUAAGAGGUACUCACCAAAGAGCUUUAGAACGGAACAGCAGAAAUGUCUUAGAAAAUCGUUCCGAUGAAAGAAUUUUUAGACGUAAAGUAAGAGAUAGGCAAUACGAUGUGCCAACAAACAGAGAUAAUAUAGACAGAAGAAGCCGGACACGGAACACCAGACAGAAUGAUAUGGUUGCUAUUAAAGACAAAGAUGAAGCGUCUUCAUGGCCAUUCUCAAACUUUGUUCAGUCAGCAAUUGGUGUUCUUGGACUUUACUAUUUUGGGAUGCAUAAUAAAAAUGUUAAGUAAUUACAAUUGUUGCUUAACAAAAUAUGUUAGUGAAUACUUUGUACAAGUAUUAUAAUACAAUUAUCCAAAAAUGUUAAUGAAAUACUGAAUAUAUGAUUACAUUUUUCUUCCAAAACAA